Molecule: messenger RNA, 1065 nt
Organism: Scomber scombrus (Atlantic mackerel)
Lineage: Eukaryota; Metazoa; Chordata; Actinopteri; Scombriformes; Scombridae
Product: B-cell receptor CD22-like
Exons: 7
Coding region: 235-1065 (276 amino acids)
Source: RefSeq, a predicted model, not a curated record
CAGCCUGAGGACCAUAGUAAAGACUCCCAGUAUGCAGGUCGUGUUCAGCUCCUUAAAACAGAGAGAGGACGCUCCACUCUGAGAAUCUCUGACCUGAGAGAGAGCGAUUCAGCCCAGUAUCACUUCACAUUCAAAACACAAAGCUUUGAAUGGAGGAGUAGUUUACCUGGAACAACUCUGACUGUCACAGCUCUCCAGGUGCAGGUGAUCCCAAUAACAGUCCAUCAGUCUCAUAUGGAGGCAGAGCUGAAAUGUCUCAGCAGCUGCAGUCCAGCAGGUCGUAUUUCGUACGUCUGGUUCAAUAACGGAGAGAAAAUGAUGAAUGAGGAAACUUAUCUUUAUUCAGGGCAGUUUAAUCCUGGUGACAACAUCUCCUGUGCUUUGAAAGGACAUGAGGAUUACCGCUCUCCUUCAGUCUAUGCUCCAAAGCUUCCCUCUGUGUCAGUGAGUCCCUCUGGUGAAAUCAUUGAGGGACGUUCAGUGAAUCUGACCUGUAGCAGUGAUGCUAACCCAGCAGCUAAUUACACCUGGUACAAGAAGAAUGAAGACUCACCUAAAGCAUCAGGACAGAUCUUCACCAUCACUGAUGUCAGACCUGAACACAGUGGGAAUUAUUACUGUGAAGCCCAGAACAAGAUAGGAAGUCAUAACUCCACCUUACAUCUGAUUGUUGUGACAGAUCCAGGAACAGCAAUAACAAUCGCUGUUGGAGUAACAGCUGCUGUUCUCCUGCCUAUCAUAAUCCUCUCUGUCUUCCUAUGGAUGAGGAAAAAGAGCGCCUCCAAUCAAUCGUCUGAGGCUGAGGAGAGACCAGACGACAGAGAGAGGACACAGCCAGAGCAAGAUAACCUUCUGUACACCAGCGUGCAGUUCUCCAGCAACCAGGCAGAUCCUCUCUACUCCAACAUCAGAUCAGAUCAGCUACACAGACACAUGGAGGAACAAGAGGUUACCGAGUACGCUACUGUUAACUUUAACAGAGCUGCUACUGCCCCGAGAACCAGAGGUCCGGAAACUGGGGAAGAUCCAGCUGCACUGUACAGCACAGUCAACAGAACCUCAUGA